AUGGCCAGGACCACCAGGCCGUGCCUGUCCACCAUCUACUUCGCCGCACAGCCGCUCGACGCCCAUAUCACAGCGCUCCCGGAGACGGUGACUGCCGGCGUGCCGCGGCGGUACACGACCUUUACAUGGGCGGAGUACAAGACGGCCAUGUACGCGCUCCGCCUCAGCCACAACCGUCUUGAUCUCUUCCACGCGAACGCAACCUCCGGUGGCAGCUAG
This is a messenger RNA of Miscanthus lutarioriparius, 219 nucleotides long. Lineage: Eukaryota; Viridiplantae; Streptophyta; Magnoliopsida; Poales; Poaceae. The record is from the annotation of a GenBank genome assembly.